AUUUCAUAAUUGUCUUGAGGUGAAGAACUUAAUAACUAAUAAGGGAGGGUUAUCUAUCCUUUUGGCUACAGAUAACCCUCGCCGUUCUUCAUCUCAAAAAUGGCAAACAAUAAAAGAACUCUGGGGUUAUCCCUCCUAGCCCUUUUCCUAGUGGUCGCCGCCGUCUCCGUUGCCGUGCUUGUGACACAAAGAGAAAAAUCUCCGGCGACCGCCGACGAGAGCCGCGCCUCUGGCGGUGGCAACAUCUCCUCGUCGACCAAAGCGGUGGAGGCGUUGUGCAAGCCGACGUUCCACAAGGAAACGUGCGUGACGAAGCUCUCCGCCGCCACCAACAGCACCGACACCAAGGAACUCGUCCACGUGGCAUUCAACAUCACGAUCAAGGAGAUCGCUGACGUCAUGGCGAAGUCGAAGCUCCUCCAAGACGCCGCAAAGGAUAAGAGGACCUCGAACGCCUUCCGAGUGUGCCAGGGACUCCUCGAGGAUUCCAUCGACGACAUCAAGCGGGCCCUCGACAGGCUCACCGACUACGCCUCUGCGGUCGAAAACUUCGACCUUUUCGUGAACGACAUUAAGAUUUGGCUCAGUGGCGCCUUGACGUUUGAGAACACUUGCCUAGACGGAUUCCUCGGUACUGAAGGUGAGAGCGCCGAUAAGAUGAAAAAACUCUUGGCAACUGCCCAACAGCUCACCGGCAACACCCUAGAAUUGGUUGACCAGGUCCAUGAAACCAUAAAGGCACUAGACAUCCCCGGGUUCAACCGGAAAAUCCUUGCCACCACGAACGGGUUGCCAUCGUGGGCAAGCUCCACCCAGCGCCGCCUACUCGCCGGCGCUCCAGUGCCCGACGUCGUGGUGGCACAGGAUGGUUCUGGAAAAUUCAAAACCAUCAAUGACGCCAUCAAGACCAUCCCUCCCCACAGCGCAAAGCCUUUCGUCGUCUACAUCAAGGCCGGGGUAUAUGCCGAAUACGUUGUUCUUCCCAAGCAGUUCACCAAUGUCGUCUUCGUUGGAGACGGUCCGACAAAAACCAAGAUCACCGGCGAUCGGAGCUUUGUUGGUGGUUACCAAACUAGUGAAUCCGGGACCGUUACAAUAAUGGGAGAUGGGUUUAUUGCGAAGAACAUAGGGUUUGAGAACACCGCCGGAGCCAACAGCCACCAGGCGGUGGCGCUCCGGGUGCAGGCCGACCGUGCCAUCUUCUUCAACUGCCAGAUCGACGGGUACCAAGACACGCUCUACGUCCACGCCCACCGCCAGUUCUACCGCGACUGCACCGUCACCGGUACCAUCGACUUCGUCUUCGGCAACGCCGCGGCGGUCUUCCAGAACUGCAACCUCGUGAUCCGGAAGCCGCUCGUGACCGACGGGGCGGGCCAGUCCUGCAUGGUCACCGCCCAGGGGCGGGCCCAGCCGGACGAGCCCACCGGGAUCGUGAUCGUCGACUCCACGAUCGCCGCCUCCCCCGAGUACCUCGCCUCCCCGAGCCCGAUCACAUCGUUCCUCGGGCGCCCGUGGAGGCAGUACUCGAGGACGGCGAUCAUGAACUCGAGAAUCGACGCCCCGAUCGCCCCGGAAGGGUGGGCGCCCUUCCAGGGGACGUUCGGGCUCGAGGACUGCUGGUACGGGGAGUACGGCAACACCGGAAAGGGCGCCGACGUUAGCCGGAGAGCGAAGUUCGGGGGAAUAAAGGGAGCUAUGACGGCGGCGGAGGCGGAGGGUUUCUUGCCGGGGAAAUUCAUUCUUGGAGACUCUUGGGUGCCCGCUGCGGGGGUGCCAUAUGUGGGGGGCUUUAUGAAGCGCGCCUAAAUUAGUUAGCUUAACUAGCUGCUUAUACAUAUUUUUACAUUUUGUGUAUGAAAAAAAAGUGCAAAUUUUAUUUACACUAGGCCAAAAAAAAAAGUAAAGGUCGAGUCCCAGAGUUCAAAUGUUAUUGUUGAAAUGAUAUAUUAAUAAUAAUACGUCAAUUUU
Molecule: messenger RNA, 1971 nt
Organism: Cuscuta campestris
Lineage: Eukaryota; Viridiplantae; Streptophyta; Magnoliopsida; Solanales; Convolvulaceae
Source: the annotation of a GenBank genome assembly